AUGAUUUUGUACAAGAACAGAAUAAUCCAAGGGUACUAUCAUAUACGUUACACUAUGAACAUAAUUAAAGUGCAUAGAUUUAUUUGUAUUUUAUCAAUAACAUAUUUAUCACGAAUGAUAUUACACAGCCAAAAUUCUUUCGAUACAGUAUUGCAUAUUUCUGUACAUGACCGCAAUGAAUAUGUGUCUAGGACAAAUGGAAGAAAUCUUGCACAACGGUAUCCUUCAAGAGCAGCAUUAAAACGUGCUUAUGAUUGCGCACUUACAGAUGAUGAAAUUAUGCAACUUGCUGCAAUACUACAUGUAGAAUCAAUGAUUGCAGGUGAUAUAGCCACUGCCAUGAUAUUACGCUUGAAUGAACAAACAGGUCAUGUGAAUAUUGAAGAGUUAGUUAAGAACUCGCUGAAUCGACGUUUACGUGUGGAGAUGCCACAUUUUCCCGAAGAUAGAAAAGUAACUAUGCAGGCUAGAUUAACCCAGUUUGUUAAAGAAAUAGUCGCAAUUAGUCCGUUGAAUAAAGAUAUAAUUUUAUACAAGUUAGACUCCUAUAAGGUGGAAUUAGACGAGAGUAUAGAAGUAUUUCAGUCUGCUGCCAGAGAACAUACAGAACAAGGCAUAUAUGAACUUUUAAAUAAUUUGAAACUUAUAGGAAUAUCACUGAAUGCUAGGUUGAAAACUAGUGGUAUUAUAGUGAAUGAGAAUACAGCAGCUGCAAUGGUACUUCGAAUAAGGAAAAGAGUUUUGGAUAUUCUUGAAUUUCAUCGUGCUAUGCCAUCCCGUGCAAAUAGUAAAUGA
Plasmodium fragile is the source of this 795-nucleotide messenger RNA. RefSeq lists its product as uncharacterized. The coding region runs from base 1 to 795 and encodes 264 amino acids. NCBI's taxonomy places the organism in Eukaryota, Apicomplexa, Aconoidasida, Haemosporida, Plasmodiidae. The transcript has a single exon. The record is from RefSeq and is a predicted model, not a curated record.